Molecule: messenger RNA, 2832 nt
Organism: Trematomus bernacchii (emerald rockcod)
Lineage: Eukaryota; Metazoa; Chordata; Actinopteri; Perciformes; Nototheniidae
Gene: rad17
Product: RAD17 checkpoint clamp loader component
Exons: 17
Coding region: 204-2132 (642 amino acids)
Biological process (GO): DNA repair; DNA damage checkpoint signaling; mitotic DNA replication checkpoint signaling
Cellular component (GO): Rad17 RFC-like complex; nucleus
Molecular function (GO): chromatin binding; DNA clamp loader activity
Source: RefSeq, a predicted model, not a curated record
GUUUAAAUCGUUUAAAUAGAUACACUGCAGUUUGCCUCAGCAACUCUUUAGUAAUAUUACGGUACUCCCUCUUGGAUUUACACAUUCACUUUAGUUCUCAUUUCACCCUAACAAGGUAAAGACGAGUGUGCUUCACAUGGUCAAACAAGGGUCGCAGGUGAUGCUUGAGCUGCUGGCCUCGAUGUGAGGCAGCACGGUGCAGGAUGGACAAACUCUUCGGCGGAGAGAAAGCAGCUUCCAGCAAGCUGAACCGCUGGGUGGACCCGUCCUUCGCUGAAUUGCCAGGAGAAAGCUUUGCUGUGUCCAGAAGGAGAAAGGCUGUGAGCUCCAAGGCUGAGGUAAAGAAGCCCAGGAAGAGGGCAGGAGAGGCAGGCCGCUCAGAGCCCCCCACCCCCCCCCUGCUGAGAGAGCCCGCCCCCUGGGACCAGGAUGAGUCCUGGGUGGACAGACACUCGCCCCGUUCACAGGCUGAGCUGGCUGUCCACAAGAAGAAGAUCGAGGAAGUGGAGAGCUGGAUAAAAGUUCACACAAACACAUCAAAGGGUGGUGUGUUGCUGCUGACGGGACCCUCGGGCUGUGGGAAGACUGCCACAGUCAAGGUUCUAUCUCUGGAGCUGGACCUCAGGGUUCAGGAGUGGACUAACCCCUCCAACCAGGAGCCAUACAGCAGCAGUCAGCAUGAAUGGAGGACGAACGGUUUGUCCUUCACCUCCCAGUCAACCCAGUUCCAGGACUUCCUUCUCCGAGCAAACAAGUACAAGUGCCUGAAGAUGGUUGGUGAUGGUGGAGCUACAGACAGGAAGUUCAUACUGGUGGAGGAUUUCCCAAACCAGUUCUACAGGCAGCCUGACAGCCUGCACGAUAUCCUCAGGCGCUUUGUGAAGACCAGUCGGUGUCCCCUGGUGUUCAUAGUGUCAGACAGUCUGAGCGGAGACAGCAGCUCUCGCCAUCUCUUCCCCAAAGAGAUCCAGGAGGAGCUGGACAUCAGCAGCAUCAGUUUUAAUCCGGUGGCUCCAACCACAAUGAUGAAGGUCCUCUCUCGGAUUUCCACCCUGGAGGCAGGCAAGAGCGGGGGAAGGAUGUGCGUCCCUGACCAUGCAGUGUUGGAGAAGCUGUGUUCAGGAAGCUCAGGAGAUGUUCGCAGUGCCAUCAACAGCCUCCAGUUUUCCUCCCUCCCAGACACGUCAUUGGAAAAGGGGCUGUUGAGGAAGGACCGACAGGGGACAUCACUGGGCAAAGCUGUUUCCAGAACAAACCAGAAGAAGAAGAGGUCUAAACAGAAAAGGGAUCAGGGAGAGGAGCAGGCUAUUGGAGGGAAAGAUGCUUCUCUGUUCCUGUUCAGAGCUCUGGGGAAGAUCCUGCACUGCAAACGAGGGCAACGGGAAGAUGUUGAAGUGGUUGAGAGUCCCCCUGGACCCCCUCUACCCUCUCACCUGUCUCAUCAUCACAGAGAAGCGUUACUCGUAGACCCUGAGUUUGUUGUUGAGCGCUCACACAUGUCCGGGGAGUUCUUCAGCCUGUACCUCCACCAGAACUACCUGGACUUCUUCUCCGAGGUGGAGGAUGUGGACCGAGCCAGCGAAUAUCUGUCUGAUGCUGACCUCCUCAAUUCUGAUUGGACGAGUCGCAGCACCAUGGAGUAUUAUGGGUCUUCAGUGGCCACAAGGGGGCUCCUGCACUCCAACUCGCAGCAGGUUUCUGUCGGCUUCAGACCGCUUCACAAGCCCAACUGGCUGCUGGUCAACAAAAAGCACCGAGAGAAUGGCCUGGCUGCUCAGUCUCUGUUCAGGAGCUUCUGCCUCACACCGGUCAGCCUGCAGACUGAGCUGCUGCCCUACCUGGCCAAACUCACCAACCCUCUGAGGAACCAAGCUCAGAUAGCUUUUAUCCAGGAUGUGGGUCACAUGUCGCUGAGGAGGCUCCCCGGCAGAUUAAAGCUGGAGGCUCUGACAGACAAAGAGCCAGCCCAGCCGGAGAGAGACAGUGAGGAGGAAGAGGAGCAGAAAAAGGAAGAGGAAGGUCAGGCUGGGGUUGAAGAGGGAUUGCCUGAAAGUCAGCCCCAGCCUACAACAAGCCAAGACCUUCUAGAGGAGGAGGAGGAGCUGCUCAUAGAGGACUACAACAGUGACUAACACAUCCACUGUCAUACUGUGACACAUUCACUAUUUCACUGGAUGUUCUUAUGAAUGAGUUUUGGCUUGUAUGGAGGAGGAUCAGCGACACGUGAAAAAAAAAGACCAGGUCUGAGAUUGACAAAGGAAAAACAAUGUUACUAUUUAAAAGCUGGUAUACUUUCACUUUCCUCUCAGAAUUCAGACCUAGAUCUUUGAGAAUUUAGAUUUGUAUUCAUACCUGAACCUGUACACCAUAGUGUGUUGAUGACUGUGAUACUAGCUCUGGUAUCACCAGUGUUUUUGCCUCAUUGAGGUGUCACCUGUAUAAGAUAAGAUUGUUUAGUCUAAUGGAAGCUGUGAUUCUUAAGCUGAAAAACAGGCUCAUGAUAAUAUGAAAGCAUGGGGAUUCAUUUCUCCUAAGUGGCCCUUAACAGUUCAGUUUUUCCAGUUAAAAUAUUGUCAGUAUUUAUUGUGUGAAGUGCAUGUUCAGCACUUGUUAUGUUUUACUUCACAUCUCUUUGCUUUGCUGAGUGACUGUUGAACCUUAGAUGAACCUGUAAUGGAGAACUGUCUGUGAACAAGCCAAGCAUUACACUGAAAUCUGUUACAUUCACCGUGUUCCAUGGGUGGAUGGAACAUUACAGUAAAUGCCUUUUUGAUGGACAAAUAGUUUAUUUCUUAAGAAGAAUGUGAAUAAAAAAUAAUGUGUGAAACUGAU